AUGAGACCAACGGGAGCAUCAGCAUCGGCACGAGGCGUACUGGUAGUCCUGCUGGUAAUGCUGGCUAAUCUCGCUCGUGCACAGAUCGACUGGGCCGAGGACGACGAUGAUCCAGUGUCUACGGUGACAGUUGAGGCGGUCCUCGGACGGACGGCAACCUUGCCGUGUGACAUCGAACCGGAGGAACUGAACGAUCGUGUGUACAUGGUGCUUUGGUUUCGGGAAAGUGCCGGCAAACCAUUGUACAGCUAUGACGUACGGGGGAGACAAUUCUCCAAGGCACUCUAUUGGUCGGAAACGAGCGCCUUCGGUCCGCGGGCGUACUUCGUGACGAUCUCCAAACCGGCGGCACUCAGCGUGGACAACAUCCAGCUCGACGACGAAGGGGUGUAUCGCUGCCGAGUGGAUUUCCAAAACUCGCCCACAAGAAAUCAUCGCAUCAACCUGACCGUAACCGUGCCACCGCAUCAGAUCCUCGUGUACGACGCUUCCGGACUGGACGUAACUGGCGCGAUUGGACCACUGCAGGAGGACGAUAAUCUGGUGCUUACCUGUGAAGUUCGCGGAGGACGUCCGGAACCAACCGUCACCUGGCUGAACGGGGACGAAAUCAUGCAGACGGGCGGUGGAAUCUCGAUGGGACGCCACGUUACCGUCAAUCGGUUGGAAAUACCGAAAAUGACACGAUCGGCACUGAACAAUACGUACAAGUGUCAGGCAUCGAACACAAAGCUGGUGCCACCGGCCGAGCGCAGCAUACGGGUGGAUAUGUUGCUGAAACCUCUAUCGGCAGCAUUGUCCUCGAAACCGAAACAGUUGAUAUCGAACCAGGAGUACGUGCUGGCGUGCAAUGUGGAAGGUUCCGUGCCGGAGACGGACAUCAAAUGGAUGCAAAACAAUCGACCCUUCACAAAGGGAAAGAUAAAAAUCAUCAAUAACAGCUCGAUGGUGUCGUCGGUCCUGAGCUUCCGGCCACAUCCCGACGACGACGGCACAAUCCUCAAGUGCGAAGGUUCCAAUCCACGCCUACAAAACUCCGUCCUGGAAGAUUCGGUCAUCAUGAACGUGCUUUAUCCACCGCAAGUGACACUGUCGCUAGGAUCAACGCUUAAUCCCGACGACAUCAAGGAAGGCGACGACGUCUACUUCGAGUGUCACAUUAAGGCAAAUCCGAGGGAGCAUCGCAUUACAUGGUCACACGAUGGUCUGCCAGUCACGCAAAACGUUACCUCCGGUGUUAUCAUCUCAACGCGAUCCCUAGUACUGCAGCGCGUCGGAAGAUUUCACUCCGGCAGCUACGCCUGUGCGGCGGCCAACGAUCGCGGUGAAACACAGAGCGAUCCAGUUGCCCUAAAGAUACACUUUGCACCGGUGUGCAUAUCAAACAGUAUCAUGAUCGUCGGUGCAUCGCUGGACGAAACCGUACCGGUACCGUGUCACGUAGCGGCCGAUCCGCUGGACGUGUCCUUUGAUUGGAACUUUUCCAACAGUGGCGAACGGUUCGAGGUGGCCAGCGGUCAGUUCAAUCUGCUGCAGGAGUUCCAUUCCGAGGGCAUCACCCAAUCCCGGUACGAUGCCGAUGAGGAUAAUUCAGAAACCAUCUACGAGCUGCUGUACACGCCGAAAAGUGAACGUGAGUACGGUACGUUGGCAUGCUGGGCGAAGAAUUCGAUCGGCAAGCAAGUGGAACCGUGCCUGUUUCAAGUAGUUCCUGCAGCCAAACCUGCACCACUGCGCAACUGUACGCUGCGUCCGUACUCGACCCUGAUGUCCACCGGUCAGCACGGACAGAAUGGUUCCGCAGCGUCAGCAGCAUCCGCGUACUUGUACACGUACGGCGACCCACCGAACCAGCCAGCCGGCCGACAUCCAGGUCAGCACUACCGGGACACUAAUUACAUUGGGCCACAAUUCGUUAAAGAUCGGAACGUGCCACCCGACCGACGGAAUGUUACAGUGAAAUUUAAUCAGAAAAAUCCCAACCUCCCCGGGGGUUCCGCUGGUCCUGCUUCCUCUUCCUCCUCCUCCUCCUCCGUCCGCUCGUCAGCGAAAGCUUCCGGGAUGGUUUCGAGCCGUCGAGAUCGGCGUAACCGCACCGGCGGCGGUUUGCCUUCGAUCCGCGACACCGAUAUCGCCCGUCUAACCGCGGACAGUGAGGACGGCGGUGAGAGUGGUCCCGGAACCGGAUCAAAGGAACCACCACUUUCUGCCCAUCCUCCUCUUCCACCUUUACCACCACGUCCGCUUCCGUCCCAAUCGACGGAUAUGCUGCGGCGGCGUGUUGGCAGCUCUAGCACGAGCGAAGAGCAAAACAGUCGAACGAACCUGCUAAACACGGCAACGGCUGUCCUGCUCGGUGAGGGAAGCUCGGCAGCCGUCCUGGCGUCCUCCGCAACCGGGAGCGAUCCGACCGAGCAACAGCGCGCCAGUCGUCUGCGCCGAUACACCAACGGCAUUCAACGCAACGCCAGCCUAUCGGCAGCCGUCAGCCGAACCAGCGAAAACACCAUCAGCAGUAGCAAUCAGCUUUCGCAUCUGCAGCAGCACAGCGACGAACGGGCUCGAGGUGGAAAUAAUUAUCACUCGUCAGCCAAUGCAGCAGCAGCAGCAGUGGCAUCCGCACCACCGAUUGCAUCGCAAUUAAGAUCGAAAACGAUACGCCACCAAUCGACGCUCGCCCCCUCGUCCCCACCGUUCGCCGCGUCCCUCUCCUCCUACGGGGGUGGAUUUUCCGGUGUGAAUGGCGCCACCGGACACGGGCCCACUUCCUACGGAGGCAAUCAUCAUCAGCAUCACUACGCGUCGCCCGCGGACGGUGGUGGCGUUGGUGGCAUCUCAGCUUCCGGUGCUGGGGCGAACGAGCUGCAACCGACGAUGAUGGAGCUCGAGUGUGUCGCCGGGUAUGACGGUGGCCUGCCGCAGCACUUUUUUCUCGAGGCGUACGAUUCCCGGACGCGCAAAUUGCGCCUAAACAUCACAAGUGCCCUUAACGACGUUCCGCUUUUCCGGAUCGACCUAACUGAACUAAGUCCCAGCGAAGCCUACACACCCACACUACACCUGAUAGCGUACAGCGUGAAUCAGAAAGGUCGUUCCGAGCCGACGAUCCUGGAGGAUAUAGCAAUUAAUGAAGCUGAAAAAAGGACCGAUGGAACAGAAGGCUUCGCCAUACUUCCAUUUGCGGCAUUGUUAACCGGUGCGCUCUUUACCAUCGGUAUUGCUGUCCUGCUGGUCGUCGUUCUUGCAAUCCGCCGAAAGCGAGACGGUCACGGUGGUGGCCUAUGUGAUGGCAAGGAGAAGCAUAUCGGUAUGGACAUUACCGUGACGACACCUCUCGAGAUGGGUAUGGGACAGCAGAAAUACGUUGUCGCCUACACGCUCAAGCAGGGUGUCGAAAAGCAGCCGGACAUUCUGAACGCCCAAAAGACGGGUUCGGCCAGCGUGCAGUCGAUAAAGGACAUGGGCCAAAAGAUGGGCUCCCCGCUGGGUGUGCGAGGUCCACCGACCGGCACAAUAUACGCCACACCGGGUGGCUAUGACCAGCAAAAAUCAACCCCUUCCAGUCGGCAGAGUACACUGAAGCGUACGGAUGCUUCCGCUAACAGCUACUGUCUGCUACAGCAGCAGCAGCAGCAGCAGCAGCAGCAACAACAGCUAACCAGCACUAGUAGUACCAGCAAAUACCCAGGAGAGCUGAUCGAGUACGAGAAGCCGUACACGAACUAUCAGCACACACUGCAGUACAACCACAAUCCGCCACCGCUCGUUGACCCGUACGCGUACAAGAGUUCCCCGUUGGGUAGUAUCCCCGGGGAGCAUCAGCAAACGUCGGCCGGCGAGCCUGGCGUGGCGUCCAAUCCGGGCUUUGAGUAUCGGAGCAGCAGCCGCAGCAGUAGCGGUAACCUCAAACAAGCGGCCACCACCUUGAACGGUGCCGGAAAUCCUGAGUACCGAUACUCGGGCUCGGAAUUCGUCACCGAUCUGCUCGACUUUAGCAGUGCACCAUCACCGUCGUCCGGUUCGACUGUUGGGGCAACGCUAACGAAGACACGCAACCGUCAGCACAUCAUCACCGACACACUCCCGGGGCCGGAGAGUUGCGUGUAGGCUGUAUAACGAUCUCGCCACUAAUCCGGAAGCGCUUCG
Anopheles maculipalpis is the source of this 4146-nucleotide messenger RNA. RefSeq lists its product as uncharacterized. The record is from RefSeq and is a predicted model, not a curated record. Bases 1 to 4107 code for a protein of 1368 amino acids. Lineage: Eukaryota; Metazoa; Arthropoda; Insecta; Diptera; Culicidae. The transcript has 17 exons.